Messenger RNA from Hypanus sabinus (Atlantic stingray), 3095 nucleotides. RefSeq lists its product as uncharacterized. Bases 1 to 318 code for a protein of 105 amino acids. The transcript is spliced from 2 exons. The record is from RefSeq and is a predicted model, not a curated record. Lineage: Eukaryota; Metazoa; Chordata; Chondrichthyes; Myliobatiformes; Dasyatidae.
AUGACGGAGGCGGCGGUGCCGUUGCUCUUCUGGUUGCUGUCGCUGCUCGCCAGGCGCCGGGCCGUGCGGGUUGCUGCGGGCACCGGCAGGAGGAACGACGCGAGGCGCAGGCUGCGCAUCAGGCGCUACUUCCAGCGGCGACAGAGGAAGAUGACUUUGGUGCUGCCUUGCCAGCUGAUUUUCUCCAGUGCUUUUUGUGUUGCUCCGGAUUCCAGCAGCUGCAGUCGCUUGUGUCUCCACUGUAAAUUGGGGACUGUCGGAACAGACAGGCAGCAGCACUUGCCUUCCCAGGCAGAUCCACGUUGUCAGAAUGAAUGAUAACCUUGGUAAUUCCUGUGCCUAAUGUCAUUCUUUGCUUGGAUCUAUUUCAGUCAAAACCUCAAAUCUACUAGAAAGAGAAAAAAGCAAAUGCACUGAUACCCUUUGAAAUAUUCCAACACUACAAAUGGGAUUAAGAUUUACAAUUGUAAUCCUGUUAGAAUUAUUAGGACUAUUGAAUGUUACUGCAAAAAGAAGCUGCAUUGUUUUGGGGUAAUAAGACAAGUGUUUCAGACGAAGUAUAUUGAUCCACCUCAAUUGUACCAUGAUUGUACUGAUCCUUCAAAGACCUCAACAUCAAUCCCAGUAGCUGGGAAUCGCUUGCUCUGGACCGCCCAACCUGGUGGAGCAGGACCACUAAAGGAGUGUAUGCAGCAGAAAUCAGACGCACCGCAGAGGCUCAGAGGAAAUGCGCUGUGCGCAAGGCUUGAGCUACCUCCUCUUCCACUGCAGCACCUACCCUCAUGUGUCCCACAUGUGGGUGAGCUUUCAAGGCCCAGACUGGCUUCACCAGUCACCUCCAGACCCACAGUCACAAACCCUCCAUCUGACAGAAGUCGUGGUCGUCUUCAACUCCGAAGGAUGAACAACAACAACAUUGAUCCAAGUACUUGCACCUAGAGCUGAUGGGCAAAAUAGGAUGUGUUUAACAAUCUGGAACAGGGUUUGUCUUGAUCAACUGAUGAAUCGGAAUCAGGUUUAAUAUCACUGGCCUAUCUUGUGACAUUUGUUGCUUUGUGGCAGCCAUACAGUGCAAUACUUAAUAAUAAAAAACUAUCAAUUACAAAAAGAAAUGUAUAUUAAGAUAUAAAUUAAGUAGAAGAAAAUGAGGGCAACAAAAAAAAAGUUGUGUGCAUGGGUUCAUUGUCCAUGGCGGAGGGGAAAAGCCCAGUGUUAGAGUGUGUUUCUUCAGGCUCCUGUAUCUCCUUCCUGAUGGUAGUAAUGAGAAGAGGCCAUGUUCUGGGUGAUGGUGGUCCUUAAUGCUGGAUGUAGCCUUUUUGAAGAUGUCCUCAAUGGUGGGGUGGCUAGUGCCCAUGAUGGAGCUGGCUGAGUUUACAACUUUCUGCAGCUUUUCCCAGUCCAUGAGGAGAGGCCCCUUUUCUGUCUAUUACCAGUAUAUCUCCUCUGUUUUAGCAUUUGUCUUUAUUAUCUAAGAAUUAUGCAGCGUGAGAUUUACUUGCUACUCUCAUUUAGGAUAGAUUCAGAUUCAUUUAUUUAUCAGAUGUACAUCAAAACAUACAAGGAAAUGCGUUUUUUACCUUACCCCAAGAACAUGCUGAGGGGAGUCCGAAGUCACCACACAUUCUGGUGGCAACGAAGCAUGUCCACGAUAUUCAGCAGAACACAGAACACAGCUAUGAUCAUCCCAGUUAUGCAUGUACACAGUUCUCUGAACCCGGGAUAGGCUAUCUUAGGCUUCCAGCCUCCAGUGGACUUGAGGAUUUGCAGAUAUUGGGCUGAUUUCCCCAGUGGACCUGCAGAGAUUUGCAGACUCAGGGCUCCAGCAUAGGAUCCAUGAUGAUAAUGAUCAGUAGGUAAAAAGGGCAGAGCGAUGAUAGGGAUAUUGGGUAGAUCAGUUCUGUGUGCUGGUUGUCUGUCGUAUCCAAUGGUGACCGGGAACCUGUGUGGGAGAGUUUUUAAAGUGGAAAAGCCAUUGCAGUGGGGCAGAUCCACUCUUUCGACCUCAUGAGUCCAGAUCCGGUGAGACGUGUAGUUGUCACAAGUGGGGUUUUCCUUGGUUGUAGUGGAUGACCAUGACAACUUCUGUGCCUCGAAAUACUCUUUGCUCUCCAUGGAGCACUGCAGAACAGUCUUACUGGUUAUUGGAUCUCACUGUAGGUCUAUUUAUUUUAACAGUUAAAUAAAUUGGUUUCAUGGAGGUUUUCUUCCGAAAUUGGAUGUAACCCUGAUUUUUUCUUUCCCUGUAAGAUAGCAUUAGCACAACAGGAGAGAUCUUUGUUGCAGUUUGUUGCACAAUCUAUGACCCAGAAGUAAUUAAUUCUGAUACUGAGUGCCUGAAAUGGAAAAGUUCAACAUUGAAUGCUAUCAUUGCCAAUGUUUUCUUUUGCAUGCUAAGCUCAGAUUUGAAGGACACCCCUUCAAAAUAGAGAUGAGGAGGAAUUUCUUCAGCUAGAGGAUGUUGAAUCUGUGGAAUUCAUUACCACAAAUGAUUGUGGGGGCCAAGUCAUUGGGUAUAUCUAAAGCAGAGAUUGACAGGUUCAUGAUUAGUAAGGGUAUCAAAGGUUAUGGGGUGAAAGCCUUUCCUCCUCUUUUCUGUGAAAAAAGUCAUUGAGUGUAUCUAAAGUGAAGGUUGAUAGGUUCUUGAUUAGGGUGUCAAAAGUUGUGGCAGAAGGCAGGAGAAUGGGAUUGAGAGGGAUGAUAAAUCAGCCAUGAUGGAAUGGCAGAGCAGACUCAAUGGGCUUAUGGUCUAAUGAUACCUUAAGACAGGAACUAACUGUAAUAACAGCUCCCUUCAAAAUAUAAUUUUAUAUAAAAAUGUCAAAUCCUGUGGUAUUUUUGUUUGUUUAAGGUUAGUGCAAUGCCAUUACAGCUUGGGGCAUUCCGGUGUUCAAAUUCCAGCACCGUCUCUAAGGAAUUUUGUAUUUUCUCCCCAGGACUGUGUGGGCUUCCACCCACAGUCCAAAGAUGUACCGAUUAAUUGCUCAGUGUAAAUUGUUAUGUGAUUAGGCUUGGGUUAGGUAGGUGGGUUGCUGGGUGGUACGGCUCAUUUGACACUGUAUCUCUAAAUACAUAUACUUGUAAAGAUUCUGCUCUUU